Molecule: messenger RNA, 333 nt
Organism: Salvia splendens (bonfire salvia)
Lineage: Eukaryota; Viridiplantae; Streptophyta; Magnoliopsida; Lamiales; Lamiaceae
Exons: 1
Coding region: 1-333 (110 amino acids)
Source: RefSeq, a predicted model, not a curated record
AUGGGCCUGCCGCCUAGCCUCUUCCCCAAGGACGUCAAAUUGUACAGCUUCUCGGGUUCGGGCCUCCCCCAAGUAUACCUGUACGGCCCGCGCAUCACCAAAUUUGGCACCAUUGCCUUAUAUGGGAGUGAGCUGUGCGCUAAUCUCACCUACGACAGCCUAUCACAGGAAGAGCUCUUUCUAUGGCUCCCCGUCAAGGACAUAAUCGCCAAUGACCCCACCUCCAGUUUGAUCCUCUUUGAUAUCGGACUAGCUCACAAGCAGCUCUCCAUUUCCCUCUUCGUGGAUCCGCCCGAUUGCUCCGCCAAGGGUCAAUUAAUUUCCUGCAUUUAA